Populus euphratica (Euphrates poplar) is the source of this 1488-nucleotide messenger RNA. RefSeq names its product Aldolase superfamily protein. The record is from RefSeq and is a predicted model, not a curated record. Gene Ontology annotation, biological process: carbohydrate metabolic process; pentose-phosphate shunt. Gene Ontology annotation, cellular component: cytoplasm; intracellular anatomical structure. Lineage: Eukaryota; Viridiplantae; Streptophyta; Magnoliopsida; Malpighiales; Salicaceae. Bases 49 to 1254 code for a protein of 401 amino acids. The transcript is spliced from 13 exons. Gene Ontology annotation, molecular function: transaldolase activity.
CAAUCUCUCUUCUCGAACAGAACAUUGAAGAAACAAAACAAAAAGAAAAUGUCACUCUCCUUGCAAUCUCCGCUCUCUUCUGCUCUAUCCUCCAAAUCCUCCUUCCUCCAGAAAGGAGGAGGAGGAGGAGGAGGGAGACUGAGGUUACUCAGUGGAUCGCUAUCUUCGAAUGCUAUUUUUUUCAAGCUCCAUAACCCUUCAUUUCCUCAAAUUCGUGCUUCUUCUCUUGAUGCUGGUGCUAGCACUGAAUUGGAUGCUGUGUCUAGCUUGAGUGAGAUCGUGCCUGAUACUGUCGUUUUCGAUGAUUUCCAGAAGUUUCCUCCAACUGCUGCUACCGUUAGCUCUUCACUUCUUUUGGGUAUCUGUAGCCUGCCCGAUACAAUAUUCAGAAGUGCUGUGGACACCGCAUUGGCAGAUUCAGGGUGUUCUUCUCUUGAAAACGAUGUGCUGAGAUUGUCUUGUUUCGCUAACAAGGCUUUGGUGAAUGUUGGAGGUGAUUUAUCUAAAUUGGUACCUGGCCGAGUUUCAACUGAAGUGGAUGCGCGGUUGGCUUAUGACACCCAUGGCAUUAUUAGAAAGGUGCAUGACUUGUUGAAGUCAUACAGUGAAAUUGAUGUUCCUCCUGAGCGAUUGUUAUUCAAAAUUCCAGCAACUUGGCAAGGAAUAGAAGCCUCGAGAUUGUUGGAGUCUGAGGGCAUACAGACGCAUUUGACUUUUGUUUACAGCUUUGUUCAAGCCGCCGCCGCCGCUCAAGCUGGUGCUUCUGUUAUUCAGAUUUUUGUGGGACGCCUUAGGGAUUGGUCGCGGAACCAUUCUGGUGACCCUGAGAUUGAAGCUGCUCUGAAAAGAGGAGAGGAUCCUGGGUUGGCACUGGUGACAAAGGCUUACAAUUACAUUCACAAAUAUGGGUAUAAAUCGAAGUUGAUGGCUGCUGCAGUUCGCAACAAACAAGAUUUAUUCAGUCUCUUGGGGGUUGACUAUAUCAUUGCACCAUUGAAAGUAAUGCAAUCUCUGAAAGAGUCUACAACCACUCCUGAUGAGAAGUACUCUUUUGUUCGGAGGUUAUCACCACAUUCUGCUGCUGCUUACAGUUUCAGUGAAGAAGAGCUUAUUAAAUGGGAUCAAUUAAGCCUUGCAUCAGCAAUGGGGCCUGCAUCUGUGGAGCUUCUGGCUGCUGGAUUGGAUGGUUAUGUUAAUCAAUCAAAGCGAGUUGAGGAGUUAUUUGCCAAGAUUUGGCCUCCCCCAAAUGUAUAAAGCUUUCUAGUUCAUAUCUGAGAAGAUCUCCGCUUCAUGGAAUAAAUGAAAAGGAUAGUCUCGGGCAUUUUUCCUUCAAUCUCCUUGUGUUUCCCUUCGUCGCCCAAAUAAAUGAUGCGUGGAAUUCGAAUGUAACUCUGUUAGAAAUUUGUCUGGAAUGAAAUGUCGGAAAAAGUAUGCUUUUUGAAACAUAAGGAGAUCAAUGAGCAACAUGUUGCCCCGCAAUGUUCACUA